Acipenser ruthenus (sterlet) is the source of this 1938-nucleotide messenger RNA. Its product is annotated as BTB/POZ domain-containing protein KCTD21-like. Bases 145 to 927 code for a protein of 260 amino acids. Gene Ontology annotation, biological process: protein homooligomerization; ubiquitin-dependent protein catabolic process. The record is from RefSeq and is a predicted model, not a curated record. The transcript is spliced from 2 exons. Gene Ontology annotation, molecular function: cullin family protein binding; histone deacetylase binding. NCBI's taxonomy places the organism in Eukaryota, Metazoa, Chordata, Actinopteri, Acipenseriformes, Acipenseridae.
UCAAAUGAAGGCCAUCGUUUUCUGUUAGAACUGCAAAUCCCUGGUGAUACCGCGACCCUAGCGGAGUUCACGUGAGGUUUCUUUGGACAGCAACAAACUGGAAAGUCAGUGGCAAAGUUUCCUAAGAUUCAGCACUACCUGACCAUGUCAGAGCUAGUGACCCUCAACGUGGGAGGAAAACUGUAUACCACGUCUCUGGCAACGCUGACCCGUUAUCCAGACUCCAUGCUGGGCGCUAUGUUCAGCGGUACCAUGCCCACCAAAAAGGACAGCCAUGGGAACUGCUUCAUUGACCGGGACGGUAAGAUCUUUAGGCACGUUCUAAAUUUCCUGAGAACUUCGAACCUGGACCUUCCUGACGACUACAAAGAAAUGAAGCUUCUGAAAAGGGAGGCCGAUUUUUACCAGGUCCAGCCUUUGCUAGAGGCGCUGAAGGAGAAAGAAGCAGAGAUGUCUACGCAUGAGAAGAACGCAAUGCUGAACAUAACCCUGGAUCAGAAAAUGCAGACGGUGCAUUUCACGGUAAGGGAGGCGCCCCAGAUCUAUAGCCUGUCUUCCUCUAACAUGGACGUGUUUACUGCCAACAUAUUCUGCACUUCCGGCUUGUUCUUGAACAAACUGGGUACUAAACUCUGUUACUUCUUCAAUGGCAACCUCUCUACAGUAUGCAGUGAGCUGGAAGACCCGAAUCAUGUGGUGCUGCAGUGGGUGGCUACAGUGGAUGGUCUCCCAGAGGAAGAGUACACCAGACAGGCCCUGAAGAGGCUUUGGGUUUUGCCGGCAAAUAAGCAGAUCAACAGUUUCCGUGUGUUUGUGGAAGAGAUUCUUAAAAUAGCCAUGAGCGACGGCUUUUGCGUGGACUCCACUCACCCAGACUCUUCUGAUUUCAUGAACAACAAGAUUAUUCGGUUGACUCGAUAUAGGUAGACGGUGAAGUGCUGAACAGAGGAAGUCACUGAUACACUAAAUGGUUUAAACAUUUUGUGGUAAUAUUUGGUAACCUGCAUUAUGUGAAGUGCAAAUCAAUUAGCCAAAAGAAGUGCAAUUAGGUCUUAACCACUGUACUAAAACUGAUAUAGUGGUUUCUAGUGUCUGGUAAAUUUGCUUGAUGGUGUUUUGUUGUUCUUGCUACAGUAUUUGUUUCAGAGAAUGUUAUGGAGGGAUUUGAAUGGGUGGUUUAGCAGAUAUUUGGUACUAGCUAUCUCAUUUGCUUUUGCCAUUUGGAACAUCGUCUAUAUUUUUUAACUGUUUUACUAUAUUUAUAUGGAGUAAUAGAAAACUGUUUAGGUAUUAAAACUGAUACUGUCUCUAGGUCGGGUCUAAACAUCAAACCUGGCAUUCAGACCCUGUAUCUAUUCCAUAGUAUCUGUAUCACUGAAAUACUGCUGCUAAAUUGGUAAUAUGCCAUAGUGGACCUAUCCUUAAUGAUCGCUGUCUAGGACAUACAGAUAUACAGGCGCUCUGCUUUGUCAGGGAUAUUCAUCCCCUCUUAUGGGGAGGAAAUUUAAAUGGGCCAAACAGUCACAGGAGAAGCCUGUAUUCAUUGUAAGAAACACAAACCACAAAAAAAACGUAUUUUUGUUCUUUAACCACUACAGAGAUUUUGAAUAUGGUGAGAAAAAAAAAACAGUACAGCCUACCCUUUGAACAUAAUUUCAUGCUAGUGCUGUUUUUUCAGGUUUGCUUGGAAGAGCACCUAAGGAAUGCCUUGUGUCCAUUAUAUUGUGAAAUUGGGUUUUUCAAAAUUUAAAGAGGAGAUCAGGAUUUUUUUUUUUUUUUUUUAUCGUACUGCGAAGAUGGAUUUUGCUUUUAAAUAAUCAUAGAACAUAGAUAUAUAUUGUUUAAAUGUCCAUAGAAAACACACAGUAUAUGUCCAAAUGGAGUAUUAUAAUACAUGUUUCACAUACUGUAUUUAUUAAAGUUUUGUAAAUUAACAAA